AUGAUGGCGGCCGGGGCUCGGGGCAUUCUGCGGAGCUGGGUACAGCGCCUUUGCUCUUCCCGCCCAGCUCUCCGGAAGGAACUACUCCAGGACUGGACUCAGCCAGAUCCCAGUGAAGUUGACCUUGUUGGGGAAAGGCCUUGUCGUGUCAUCUCUCUCAUUCCUGGCCGUAGCAUCGUACCGAUGGAAGUGCAAGCAUGCCGUUGUACACGCCAGCAUUAAAGUUGAAGACACAAAGGAGCAAGCAGAUUAUCUUUAUGACAGUGCAGAAACUGAAAAGCUUUAUGAAUUUCUGAGCCAGUUCAAAAACAGUGAAGAUCCUGAACUUCUUUGGAGACUUGCCCGGGCCUCUCGAGACCUGGCUCAACUCAGCAAGACUGCCCCUGAUGUUAAAAAACGCCUGGUGUAUGAAUCCCGAGACUUGGCUAAGAAAGCAUUGGAACUGAACGAGUCCUGCUCACCAGCUCACAAAUGGUAUGGCAUAUGCCUCAGUGAUGUGGGGGAUUAUGAAGGCAUAAAAGUGAAAAUUGGAAAUUCAUACACCAUAAGGGACCACUUUCAGAGGGCCAUUGAGCUUAACCCAAAAGAUACCACGACCAUUCAUCUCAUGGGCCUUUGGUGUUACGGUUUUGCUGAGCUGCCCUGGUAUCAGACUAAAAUUGCUGCAGCUCUGUUUGCAUCUCCACCAUCUGCAACAUUUGAAGAGGUAACAUUGCUUAGAACAUUAACAAGGCUAGCUGAUCCAAACUUCUACAGCAAGAACCUUCUGUACCUGGGAAAAACUCUCUUACAGCUGAAGAAUAAGGAACUAGCCUUACAUUGGCUGCGUAAAGCUAGAGAUUAUCCUGUGCGAACGGAAGAAGAUAAAGAGGUAUGA
Staurois parvus is the source of this 877-nucleotide messenger RNA. NCBI's taxonomy places the organism in Eukaryota, Metazoa, Chordata, Amphibia, Anura, Ranidae. The record is from the annotation of a GenBank genome assembly.